Molecule: messenger RNA, 1305 nt
Organism: Postia placenta MAD-698-R-SB12
Lineage: Eukaryota; Fungi; Basidiomycota; Agaricomycetes; Polyporales; Adustoporiaceae
Exons: 7
Biological process (GO): intracellular potassium ion homeostasis; sodium ion export across plasma membrane; regulation of membrane potential
Cellular component (GO): plasma membrane
Molecular function (GO): sodium:proton antiporter activity
Source: RefSeq, a predicted model, not a curated record
AUGCAGGAACAUCUACUUUGCUCAUUUUUUCCCUUAGUUCAGUAUGGUUUCAUUGCUCGUAAAAGAAAAGGUGUGGUUCUCGAUUCCUCUGCCCUGGCUCUUUUAACGAAUAGCGGCGUCGUGCAGUUGUAUAUCAACGAGGUUGUUCUGGGAACCGCCUUUGGCGUGAUUAUUGGUCCUCAUUGUGCCGGUGGAUUCGACCCCAGGUCUUGGGGAAGUCAAACGCAGAGGAUUACACUCGAAGUCAUGCGGAUCGUGCUCGCCACCGGUCUGUUCGCUAUUGGUGUAGAACUGCCGCGCGCGUACAUGGCAAAACAUGCGAAAGGCUUGCUAGUCAUGGUCGUACCCACGAUGGCAUUCGGCUGGGUGAUCGUUGCAGCGGCCAUAUACGGUUUAUUCCCCGGCUACGACUACAUUUCUGCCCUCGUAGUGGCUGCUUGCUUGACGCCAACCGAUCCCAUCAUCAGCGCAGCUAUUGUUGGUGGCAAGUUCGCGGUCAAGCAUAUUCCCGUCAACUUGCACCAUAUCAUAUCCGCUGAGUCGGCAGCUAACGACGGCUUUGCCUACCCCUUCUUGAGCAUAUCAAUUUAUCUCACCGUCGAUAGUUCCCGUCGGCAGGCAAUCGGUGACUGGUUCCUGGUGGGCUGGUUAUGUAUCGUGACGGCAGGUCUCCUGUUUCGUCACCUCAUGAAGUUCUCGUAUCGCAAAGGCUUCAUAGACCGCGAGUCAUACGUGGCCCAGUACCUUGCCUUGGCACUUCUCACUAUCGGGAUCUGCAGUACCAUUGGCAGUGAUGACCUCCUCGGUGCAUUUGCAGCUGGUACUGCCAUCAACUGGGAUGGCCGUUUCCACGACCAGACCGAGAAAGAAGUCUUCUCGUCUGUGAUCGACUUUCUGCUCAAUUGCGGUUGUUUCAUCUAUAUUGGUGCUUGGCUGCCAUUCGAGCAGUUCAACUCGCCGGAAUUGGGCAUCACGCCUUGGCGUCUCGUUCUCCUGUUUAUUGCCAUUGUCUUCCUUCGUCGCAUCCCUCCAUUGCUGCUGUUGUACAAAUGGGUACCAGAGAUUGCCAACUGGCGUGAAGCUCUCUUCUCGGGACAUUUUGGUAGGUAUUUCUCGGAUAUGGGCGUCGGAGCCAUUUUUGUGUCCACUCUCGCUCUGACCAGGCUCCCGACGCCACAGUCUCCGCCGAAAGAUCAAGCUGAGCAUCUUGCUGCAACUCUGCAAAUUAUCGUAUCUUUCGUCGUCUUGGGGUCUAUCAUCAUUCAUGGCCUCUCUAUACCGUUCUUCACCCUCGGGGAGAAUGUC